Molecule: messenger RNA, 993 nt
Organism: Rhipicephalus microplus (southern cattle tick)
Lineage: Eukaryota; Metazoa; Arthropoda; Arachnida; Ixodida; Ixodidae
Product: solute carrier family 22 member 7
Biological process (GO): transmembrane transport
Cellular component (GO): membrane
Molecular function (GO): transmembrane transporter activity
Source: RefSeq, a predicted model, not a curated record
AUGGCGCAGCGAGAGCCGAUCCAAGGUUUUAUGGAUGAAGAACCGGUCGCCUACGGUGAAGGCCCUUUCCAAUACAUGGUCGCCUUCAGCGCCUUCGCAGCCACGACGGUCUUCCUGACUCACGCGUUCAGCUUUCGAAUAACGGCGCGCUCCAUGGACCACUGGUGCCGGCCACCGGACUACCUCUCCAACAUGACCGAUGCCUCCUGGAAGGAGAUGGCCAUCCCCAAGGACGACACAGGCACCCACCAAAGCUGCACGGUUCUCGACCCUCCCAACAUCGCCGACCCAUUAGCCGUUCCCAUACCCUGCUCGUCGUGGCACUUUGACCUGGAGGAGUACGGCAACACCAUUGUCAGCCAGUGGAGCUUGGUCUGCCAGCGACAAUGGCUCGUCAUGCUAGCCGUGGCCUUGUACUCCACCUCACCCAUCCUCGGGCUGCCGAUUAUGGGCAUGGCCGCUGACACGUACGGCCGGAAGACCGUCAUCUACGUGGCACUGCCCGUUGUCGUCGUGGCCGCAGCGGCAAGCAGCAUGACCAGAUGGUUCGCUGUCUUUGUCUUGACUCGAGUGGUGGUCUCCGUGACGUCGACAUCCAUUCUUGUCAUCGUUUUCGCGCUCCUUUUCGAGGUGUCCUCGGGCAAUCGGCGGGUCGAAUACUGGCUCGUGAGCACGGCGCUUGCCUACGUCAGCCUUCCCGUGGUUUUCUUCGUGGCGAACUCGCUCAAGCUAGACUGGGACGAAUUCUACCGCUGGCUUGCGGCCCUUACCUGCGUGCUGUUGCUCUUCUACUUCACUGUGGAUGAAUCACCUCGCUGGCUUCUCGUGAAGUGGAAAGUUCACAAGGCCGAGCGCGUCGCACUGAGGGCCGCUCGCCUGAACGGUGUCCCUGCACGAGAUUGCCUCGGUAAGCUCGACACGGGGGGCGCCGAGCUUCCGAAAGUCGAAGCUGGACUAAGGCGUAGGAUUUUGUCAUCUGCGGCUACCACCUGA